This is a messenger RNA of [Torrubiella] hemipterigena, 1542 nucleotides long. Lineage: Eukaryota; Fungi; Ascomycota; Sordariomycetes; Hypocreales; Clavicipitaceae. The record is from the annotation of a GenBank genome assembly.
AUGCACCCUUUCACAUCAACACCACAACCGACCGUCGUCAUGAUUCGCUCAAGGGGCAUUGCCCGUGGCGCUGUUAGAACGCUUCAUAGAGCGCCAUGGGUUUGUCCGCAAUGUACUCCGCGCCGCGCAUACUCCAAACAACCCCCGCCGCGCGAACCUCCUGACCAUCGCAAGCUCGGUCACCAGCAGGAACUAUUCAUCCAGUCAAAAUACAGCCCCGGAUCGCCAAUCUUUCUUCCCAAUGGCGCGCGAGUCUUCAACCGCCUAGUCGACUUCCUACGCAAGCAGUACGUGCGAUACGGAUUCGAGGAGGUCAUCACGCCGACCAUCUACAAGAAGUCGCUCUGGGCCAAGUCGGGCCACCUCGAGAACUAUGCCGAUGACAUGUACACGGUGACGGGGAACAUCAAUCCAGCUGCUACAGCAUCAAGUACAUGUUGUAGCAGCUCAGACGGCAAACAACCGGCGGAAGGCGAAGAAGACGACUCCGAAUUCGGCCUCAAGCCCAUGAACUGCCCCGGCCACUGCCUCAUCUUUGCAUCGAAGCUACACAGCUACCGCGACCUUCCUGUUCGAUACGCCGACUUUAGCCCAUUGCAUCGCAACGAGAUUUCAGGGGCUCUCUCUGGCCUUACACGCGUGCGCCGCUUCCACCAAGACGACGGCCACAUCUUCUGCAGACCGUGCCAAGUCGAAGACGAGAUCAAGAAAACACUGGACUUUGUCAAAGUCGUAUAUACCGUGCUUCAGCUAGGCGUGAGCUACCGCCUUGCUCUAUCGACACGGCCCAAGGAACACUAUAUUGGCACCGCCGAGGAAUGGGACAGAGCAGAAGAUGGUCUGCGUCGCGCGCUGGAUGCCUCCGGCAUGCCAUGGACAGUCAACGAAGGAGACGGCGCGUUCUACGGCCCGAAGAUUGACAUUGUACUCAAAGAUUCUGAUGGAAAGGAGCACCAGACAGCAACGGUUCAGCUGGACUUUCAGCUACCGAAGCGAUUCGAGCUUGAGUACCAAGCACCGGCUCCCGAGUUUGAAGCCCGCGGCGAGACGACAACCGACCCUGCACUCCUUGCCGAAUAUGGUCCUGUUCGCCCCGUUAUGAUUCACCGUGCUGUUCUCGGAUCGGUAGAGCGCUUGUUGGCCCUCCUCAUUGAAAACUACAACGGAAAGUGGCCCUUUUGGCUCAACCCGCGCCAAGCCAUUAUCCUCACCGUCAACACGACCGAUCCCGUAUUAGAAUGGGCCGAUACAGUCAGAAGUGUUCUUGUUGGCAACAUUCCCCGCUCCUAUGAUGGCAAGGAAGCCGAGCCCUUACCACAAGGCGUUGCUCUUUCUGGUCAAACCGGCCUGGCAGUGGAUAUGGAUACAACAGCACGGUCUCUCGGAUUGAAGAUCCGUGAGGCUCGCAACAGUGGUUACAGCCAGAUCCUGAUUGUCGGUGAAGAGGAUGUUAAAAACCGGCAGGUCAGCCUGGGCAAGGAGCGCUUCGCGCCUGGACAGCUCCGUGACAAGAUGCUCGAAAUGGUAGACACCUUUCAGUAA